Messenger RNA from Laetiporus sulphureus 93-53, 1233 nucleotides. RefSeq names its product aldehyde dehydrogenase. The coding region runs from base 1 to 1233 and encodes 410 amino acids. The record is from RefSeq and is a predicted model, not a curated record. NCBI's taxonomy places the organism in Eukaryota, Fungi, Basidiomycota, Agaricomycetes, Polyporales, Laetiporaceae. Gene Ontology annotation, cellular component: cytoplasm. Gene Ontology annotation, biological process: aldehyde metabolic process. Gene Ontology annotation, molecular function: aldehyde dehydrogenase (NAD+) activity. The transcript has 16 exons.
AUGCAGAUUCACGAACGUCUACGCAGUGGAUUCUGCUCCGAGAAGACAAAAUUGAUUACAUUCCGAAAAGUACAGCUUCUCUGGUUCGGCCACCUCGUCCAGGACAACAUAAAACUUUUCAAGGAUGCGUUCGCUGCAGACUUGGGAAGGUGUGGCGAGGAGGCCAAAUUCCUCGAACUGAAUGGCACGCCCAUAAAAAUCAAGAUUGCACUUGAUAAUGUCGAAAAAUGGGCAGUGCCGGAGAAGUCACCAUUCUCUCUGUUCUGGUGGGGCAUGUCGUCUACGAUUAGGAAGAAGGAGCUGAAGGGGACCGUCCUGAUCAUCAGCCCGUUCAACUAUCCCGUCUAUCUGCUCCUGUGUCCUUUGGCAUCCGCGAUCGUCGCCGGAAACACCAUCAUGCUCAAACCAUCAGAGUUGACCCCGACAAUGACGAGCCUGUUGGCUGAGCUUGUGUCCAAGUAUCUUGACCCCGACGUGGUCCAACUCGUUAAUGGCAGUGUUCCGGAAACUACUCGGGUCCUCGAGCUCCCGUUCGACCACAUUAGGUGUAAUGGCCAUGUUGCCCAGAUCGUGAUGACAGCAGCUGCUCAUCACCUCACCCCCGUAACGCUCGAGAACCCGUGCUUUGUUGACCCGAACUGCGAUGUCAAAGUCUCAGCAAAGCAGAUCGUGUGGGGCAGGCUCGUGAACGGAGGCCAACUCUGCUUGUGUCCAGACUAUGUCCUCGUCCCAGAGGGCUUCCAAGACACCUUCGUCGAGGCACUCACGGACGCGUAUAUACAAGGAGCUGCACACCCGACGGACCCGUAUACGUCCGGGCUGGUGACGCGUAUCGUGAACGAGCGCCACAUGGUGCGCCUGAAGGAGCUGUUUGGUCCGAUCCUCGCUGUCGUUCCUGUAAAGGACCUCGAUGAGGCUAUCGCGUUCGUCAAUGCACGCGACAACCCUCUCGCGAUCUAUAUCUUCACGCAGAAUACGAACGUCAAGAAGAAAGUUCUCGACAACACCCAGAGUGGCUCGGCCUCCGUAAAUGAAGUGAUCAUGCACUGCCAGGCGUAUGGCAUGCCAUUCGGAGGGAUUGGCGCGAGCGGUACGGGCUAUAUGACGGGUAAGUAUGCGUUCGACACAUUCACACACCUGCGAAACACCGUGGACAACCCAUACUGGACCGACUCGACGGUGCUGUCUGCACGGUACACGCCGUACAAGAUCAGUCGCAUUCGCAUAUUAUAG